AUGACCGACAGAUUCACAUAUGUCAUUGAGCAUAUGGAGGAAGAUGAAGAGACCUCCAAGGCGAUCCCAAAGUGGGUAGAGCUGGAGUAUAUGCAUAUGCGCACCCUCGCAGGCCCAGAUGCGCGUGUUAAAUUCACGCACCUCUCUCAACCAUCGUGCAAUACAUUGUCGUCUCUAUUUUCAAGCGGAAAGGAUGGACCCGGUUUCGCAGAGGCAUCUGCACACUCCUCACCGGUGUUGGAGCUGAUGAAGUCUGCCGAUGUUCCUAUGGAAAAGGUUUGCCUCUUGGAUCCUAAGGCAGAAAAGGAAAUAUCACCCGAAGACGGCGACGGCCGCUUUGCAUGGUUCCUGUUCGGCGUGAGCGACGACCCACCCCGCGACAGAACGUCGGAGCUCCGCGUGCUAGGGUUUCCUACCAGGCACCUGGGCCCUGUACAGAUGACAACCGAUACAGCUCUUGGAGUCACGAAGCUUGUAGUGCAGGACAAAAUUCCACUACGCAAAAUUCCCUUCGUUGAUUAUCCGACAAUAACGUUCAAUGCAAAAGAGAGCGUCGAAAUGCCGUUCCGGUACAUUGCGGACGAUAAGAAGGAACCCAUACUACCGCCGGGCAUGCAGGAACAUCUUCAGGAAGAUCUCAACAAAAGUUUCGACUUCUAA
This is a messenger RNA of Laetiporus sulphureus 93-53, 660 nucleotides long. RefSeq names its product DUF431-domain-containing protein. Gene Ontology annotation, biological process: peptidyl-arginine methylation. Lineage: Eukaryota; Fungi; Basidiomycota; Agaricomycetes; Polyporales; Laetiporaceae. The coding region runs from base 1 to 660 and encodes 219 amino acids. The record is from RefSeq and is a predicted model, not a curated record. The transcript has 7 exons. Gene Ontology annotation, molecular function: protein-arginine omega-N monomethyltransferase activity.